GCCAGCUGGUCUCGCCGGUCUAUGAGGAGUUCCACCCCUGGUGUGAUCACACAGCUAAAUGACGGUACGAAAGGGAAAGCGGAUGGGCAUCUCCAUCCAGGAGCACAUGGCCAUCGACGUCUGUCCAGGUCCCAUCCGACCAAUCAGGCAGAUCUCUGCCUACUUUCCCCGCCUCUCCCCCACCUCCUCCAUUUCUGAUUCGCUGUCACCUAACCAGGCUGCCUGUCCGUCAUCCCCGUUGCUGGGGGGAGGCGGGGCCUCCGCGGUUGGUGGGCUGCUGUCUCCGAUGUCGCCGGGGGCAACUGGAGGAGGGGGAGGGACACUGUCGAUGAUGAGCAGUAUGGACACGUCCAUAGAGAUCGACAGUUGCGAUAGCGACGACAACACGUCUCUGGGUACUCUGGAGUUCGAUCUUCGUUACGAGACGGAAACUAGCUCAUUACACUGCACCGUCAUCCGAGCGAAGGGUCUUAAGCCCAUGGAUUUCAACGGCUUGGCGGACCCGUAUGUGAAGCUGCAUCUCCUUCCUGGUGCCUGCAAGGCAAAUAAGCUGAAGACAAAGACGGUGCGGAACACCCUGAACCCCAUGUGGAACGAGACUCUAACGUACUGUGGCAUCACGGACGAGGACAUGUACCGCAAGACACUCAGGGUGUCGGUGUGUGAUGAGGACAAGCUGACCCAUAACGAGUUCAUCGGGGAGACGCGGAUAGCCCUGCGCAGGGUCAAGCCCAACCAGCCCAAACACUUCAACAUCUGUCUGGAACACCCGCCGCCACUUCCUUCUCCUACUGCGAUGAGUGUGGCAAUGCGGGGGAUCUCCUGUUAUCUGAGAGAGUGGGAGACGGAGCAGCAGAGGAGUCUGGAGGAGCGAGGUCGUCUGCUGCUCUGCCUGCAGUUCCUGCCCCCCUCCCCCCCAGCAGAGGGCGACGAGCAGAAGAAAGAGGCCAAGGACCGCGCCAAGGGCGGCCUCUGUGUAGGGGUGCGCCGCUGUGCCCACCUGGCCGCCAUGGAUGUCAACGGAUUCUCCGACCCCUACGUCAAAACGUACCUCAAACCAGACCUGAAGAAGAAAUCGAAACACAAAACAGCCGUCAUCAAAAAGACUCUCAACCCAGAGUUUAAUGAGGAGUUCUUUUAUGAGAUCACGUUUACGGAGCUGACUACCAAAACCCUGGAGGUCACCGUGUGGGAUUACGACUUGGGCAAGAGCAACGAUUUCAUUGGAGGCGUGUCCUUGGGCUGUCAUUCACAGGGUGAGGCCCUCCAGCAUUGGAUAGACUGUCUGAAGAACAAGGGCCAGAAGGUGGAGCGAUGGCACACGCUGACCAAUGAGCUUCCGGGAUCCGCCGUGCAGGAGUGAAAAGAGGCGGGGCUACUUGGUCUCCUCAACAGGCGGCUCUGAUGUAUGCCGCCAGUUUGAUUGGUGAACGGCCGCUGUCAGUCAUGUGCUGACAAACGGGAACCACUGAGAUCAACACACUUAAGAGACACUGUCACCUGAUGGCAUGAGUUUCAUAUCAGGGAGAACAGACAGAGCUCCUGUUCACUUCACAACCCUGUGUUAUUUCGGCCAUUUCUCCUCCAGUUUGUUUUGCUCAUUUGGAUUUUAUCGUCAUGCUGUUCAGCACACAAGCACAGAGUGGCAACAAGACACAGACAGGCAUACAAUAAUUAUAAUAAUACUACUACUAAUAAUAAUAACAAUAACAACCUCUCUAAUAAUUAAUAAGUAAUAUUUUCUACAACAAUUGCAAAUAAUUAACAUUACAUGACCAUCUGUCCUAUACAUGUGAAAUGUAUUUUAAAAACCCAUUUAGAAUUCCAUCCCUAUCAUGGCAACACAAUCACUCAAUGCACAAGAAAGAGUUGAAAUAACUGUAAAAGAAAUGCCUAUGAUUUGGGUUCAAUGCAAUAUGUACUUCUGUUGCAAUAAGGUAUUUUUUUUUCUGAUUUGAAAAUGCUUCCAGGAAAUUCCAAGUGGUCUUAUGUUCCACAUAUGGGUGUUAAUAUAUUUGUUAGUGUUUGCGAAAUAACAAAAGGAUGGUAAGGAGAGACACUGUCUGUUUUGUUAAUGCACUUUUCAUGGUGUUGGCAUGGAACUACAGACAGCAUCAUGAAUCCUCAGCAAUGUGUCCCAUGAGGCCAAAGGGACCAGUGAUUUUUAGGACAGAUACGGGCCAUCGUUAGACAUGACGUGAAGCCCCCAUCAGCUGUUCUUAAUCAUUGAACCCCACGGCCUCAUAGGGCUUAUUGCUUUUCCAAAACAUUUACACCUACUACAUAUACCUGACAAGGUUUCAUGAAAAGUCACGAAAAGACAGCAACAACAAAUAUAGUAAUUAAUUUAUACAUAAUCAUUCUUCCGCAAAGAAAUAUGGCUCUUUUGGAGGAAUGGUGGCCAAGCAACGUAGAGAUGCAAUUCAGACACGCGUCGCAACUUUGUAGCGGUUUUAUGGGAUCAGCGUGAAUGGUUGCAGAGUUUUUUACAAUGGUAUCGAACACGAAUGCAUAUUCAAAGACUAUAUGUGUUAUAACUCUCAUUCUACACACCCGUUGUGUAAUACUGUGAUGACACCAAACUGACAUGGAAAGCAGUUGUCCAGUGGUUGGCGGUAUAACAUCUUCACACGCUACAGAUUAUGUCCACAGAGAGUAGCCUAACAAAUGCAUCUGUCAGAGCGCAACAUGUUGUAUACUGUAUCUUGAAAGAGUUUCAGAAAUGGCAGCAGUUUGUUCGCAUACAUGCACAUGGCCAGUGUUUUGAAAAAGAGAAACAUCUGGAACAUCUAUUAACGGAAACAAGCACACAGAAAUUAUCCAUGUCACCCUUACGCAGACAGCAAAAUGUCCCCAUGUUGCUUUAGGGCUGUGAAUCCCAGUGCAGAAUGUGAGUGGACUGUUCUGUGGACUGUGUUCGUUCUUGGCAUGCAGCUAGAUGUUCCUUUUGGUGGGUCUGUGUUUCUUCUGAGAUUUACACUACAUUGCUGUAGAGGUCACUUUUACCAAGCGUAUUCUAUGAGCCAUUUAUCUGACCUAUUGCCUUUGCAUAUGUUGUUUUGCGGAAUGAUAAACACAAACAACACAAAGAAUACAUGUUUUUACCUUCGCAUAAAAGUCUGAGAAUGCAAACUGUUAUUAUGAUUGACUAUUCUUUUUUGUUGGGCAUUACAAUACUUUAUUAUAGUUCUGAUGAUUAAAAAAAAUAAUGUGUUUGCUGACAUUGUUAAACUAUAAACUCCAAAGUUUCUGCCUCUCUGGAACCAAGCAUGCUUUUCUUUGUGAUGGUCAAGCAUGUUUUAUGCUAACGCUAAUGUUAACCCAGUCUGUGGAAGGUUAUAUGGUGUUUUGUCUUUCUGGUGAGUGUCUACAAAUUACAAUGUCGUCUGAGCAUCCCGAGCAUAUUCGCCCGUCAGUCACACAGCUUGGUGGGGGAAGAAAUGCAGCACAGCUGCUGAAUUAGCUGUUUGUUUUUUCUUUUGGACAGCAUUUGCUGAGCUAAGGACUGAGGUGGAUGCCCUCGUGGUUUUGAGUGUUUACAGCAAUGAAUGUCACCUCAUUUUAUAACAAUAAAAAGUAUUGUGUGGUC
Alosa alosa (allis shad) is the source of this 3589-nucleotide messenger RNA. RefSeq names its product double C2-like domain-containing protein alpha. NCBI's taxonomy places the organism in Eukaryota, Metazoa, Chordata, Actinopteri, Clupeiformes, Clupeidae. Gene Ontology annotation, cellular component: membrane. The record is from RefSeq and is a predicted model, not a curated record.